AUGAUUUCCGAAUCUCCGAGGUCUUUACGAGAGGACGAUUCUUCUCAGCGGAAAAAAAGAGCUAAAUAUACCCAAGUUGCUUGCAAUGAAUGCAAACGACGCAAGCUGAAAUGUAGUGGUGGUUUGUCCUGUGCGAGAUGUUCCCGUGAUCAAAUUCCUUGUGUCUAUGCUACACAUCGCCCUUCUGCCGCAUCGAUUCAAGAGACUGACCUCAAGGAUGAAAGAGCGCAUACUCAAUUCCAAGCCGUGGAUAGGCAAUUGGAAGCUCUGCGGUGGGAAGUGCGGAACCUUUCCGCCCGUGUUCAUGAGCUUGAAUCUCCUCGUCUUCCUUUAGCCUCUAAUGCGUCGGCUCUACCCACCCCAGGGAACUUACAUCGUAUCCUAGAUGCUCCCAAGUCGCCGACGUAUGUCGGACCAACGAGCGCGGAGUUUGGCCUCACUCAGCCUCGAAGGUCCUUAUCCCACCAAGCUGGGGACUGUGCCACAAUUGACGACUGUGGUGAGGAACUUGACCUGUCAACUGCUCCUAGUCCUGCGCCGUCAGAAAGAAGCGAAAAUACUCCUCUUAGGCAUCCCUUGAGAAGCCUGGGUCCGGAUGAAACCCUGCGAUUAGUCCAAGUUUAUGAAGACACAGUCGGUGUGAUGUACCCCUGUGUCGACUUGGACGGAGUGCGGGCAUAUGUGCUUGAGUUCUACCGCUCCCAUGAUUCAACCACUGGAUCUUCUUCAGGGCUAUCGACGCACACAGCCUCGGAUCAGGAUUGGUUCUCUGCGCGCGAUGUCCAGGUGCUGAAGAUUCUUUUGGCGACCGCCCUACUAGUCGAAUCACAUGGUCGCAGUGAGCGUGCCGCCCAGUUGGCUGACAGUGUGGAGGAUCGAUUCGCGAGCCGAAUGAAAAUCGCCGAGGUCGACAUGAAAGAAAUUCUCAUUCUGACUCUGUUGUCGAUUUUUCACUCUUACCGUGAUGAUGAAGUCAUCGCCGGGCGUUUAAUUAACAUGGCAGUUCGAGGGAGUACGGAGCUAGGUCUCCAUCGUCAAGAGACGUGGCAAAAGACAGGGGGGGUUUUCCCGGGCGAGUUGGAAUGGACAUGGGCAAGUCGACUGUUCUGGUGCAUCUAUGUGCUAGAUCGCAAGUGUGCCUUUGGCACAGGUUUACCCUUUUCCAUUCAAGAUUCCGAUAUCGAUACCAACUUGCCCGAGCCGGGACACUCCACUCCGUACCUGACCUGCCUGAUCUCCCAUGCGCGGCUAAGCACAAAGAUCUGGGGCCUGGUAGUUGGAUGGCCUAACCGGUCACAGGCGGCCACCUCAGAUGGUUGCGCUUAUUUAGACGCCCAAGUUCAGCAAUGGAUCCAUUCCAUUCCGCAUGAAUUACGCUUUGAUCCAACUUGGCGCUCUCCCACCGGAUCAGAGCACACUGAUCAAACUAUAAUGCUUCAGGUCUUUCUUGCUCUACAGGCAAACCAGCUUCGAAUUCUUGUGUAUCGACAAAAUCUGCUCAGUGAUGAGCGGAUAGCGGACAAUGUGGCCGGUGCCUCGACUGCUGUGGAAACGGCCAAAAGUACCGUUCAUAUGCUGGACUAUUUCAGCCGGGUCUCAAAUAUAUAUUUCCAGCGACCGGAGCCAUUCAACUAUUUCCUUCUAUCUGCCCUUGCUGCCCUCUUCUUGGCCGUUUUACAUGCUCCGGCGCGUUUCAGCCAUGUUUGCCGGCCUGAAUUCUAUACGGCUGUGGACAUGGUUCGUCGCUCGGCCACACGAGCGCGUACUUCUCGGAGAUUGCAAAAGAUCCUCCACAGUUUGAAACGGAUUCGAUUGAACCUCAGGUGGGAUAGUGAAACCGGUCAAUCAUCUACCCAUCGAGGCCAUCUAGAUUCCAAAGAGAAAGAGACAUCCCGAGUGUCCUCCAGGAAUUGGGAUACAACGCCAGAAUCAAUCAUAACAGAGUCUGCUGCUGCACAUUGCACUCCCAGCCUUCAUCGGAUAUCCGGGGCGCUCACCCCGCAGCCCUCAUCUAACGCUUUCUGGCCAAUGUCACCCGGUACAGUUGCUGGACCUGAAUCCAAUGUGUGCGAAGAUUUGAGCAGCUUUUUUGAGAUUGCAGGUGGAUUCUACUUUGACCCUCAAACUGGUUCGGACAUUACCGCCGGAGAAGAUGUGGGGUUGGCCCCUGGAGGUGACACACGGUCGCCCAAUGCGCUGGACGCGUUUCAUGCCGAGGAUGAGGCCUUGACGCGAGUUAUGGCCGGUUUACUGUGA
Molecule: messenger RNA, 2256 nt
Organism: Penicillium expansum
Lineage: Eukaryota; Fungi; Ascomycota; Eurotiomycetes; Eurotiales; Aspergillaceae
Product: transcription factor domain-containing protein
Exons: 4
Coding region: 1-2256 (751 amino acids)
Biological process (GO): DNA-templated transcription; positive regulation of transcription from RNA polymerase II promoter by galactose
Cellular component (GO): nucleus
Molecular function (GO): DNA-binding transcription factor activity, RNA polymerase II-specific; RNA polymerase II cis-regulatory region sequence-specific DNA binding; zinc ion binding
Source: RefSeq, a predicted model, not a curated record